GAACCAUGACGUCCCUGAUGGGUGAGCAUCCAUGGUGCAGCGUUGGUAAAUGCUUGUGUCUCAGUGUGACCUUUCUCCCUUUUUUCUUUUCUCAUCAGCCAGGGCCAACUCGUUUGUAGGAACAGCCCAGUAUGUGUCUCCAGAGCUGCUCACAGAGAAGUCGGCCUGUAAAAGUUCAGACCUUUGGGCUCUCGGAUGUAUAAUAUACCAGCUUGUGGCAGGACUGCCGCCUUUUCGAGCGGGAAAUGAAUAUCUUAUAUUUCAGAAGAUCAUUAAGUUGGAAUAUGACUUUCCUGAAAAAUUCUUCCCUAAGGCAAGAGACCUUGUGGAAAAACUUUUGGUUUUAGAUGCCACGAAGCGAUUAGGCUGUGAGGAAAUGGGAGGGUACGGCCCCCUGCGAGCUCAUCCGUUCUUUGAGUCCAUCACGUGGGAGAACUUGCAGCAUCAGACGCCUCCGAAGCUCACCGCCUACCUGCCAGCCAUGUCGGAGGAUGACGAGGACUGCUACGGAAACUACGACAACCUCCUGAGCCAGUUCGGCUGCAUGCAGGUGUCCUCGUCCUCCUCCUCCCACUCCCUGUCCGCCUCGGAUGCAGGCCUGCCGCAGAUGGCGGGCAGCAACAUCGAGCAGUAUAUCCAUGACCUGGACACUAAUUCUUUUGAACUGGACUUAGAGUUCUCUGAAGAUGAGAAGAGGUUGUUACUGGAGAAGCAGGCCAGUGGAAACCCUUGAGAGAGAUGUGCUUUCUCAGCCCCCAGCAGCGCCACCCACAUUCAAGGGCUAUCAGAGCGCUCUCCGGUGCGUGUUCCGGAGACACUGGGCAGAACUGUAGAUACGGAGCUACAACAGGCCAGGGCUCUCUUCCCCUCAUACGCGGGACGUCAGUGCCUUCCGUCCGUGUCUCUGAACAGAACGGUUUUGCAUACUGUUCUGGUGCCGGUGGAACUGCAGCGCCAGAGGCCUGUCAUUCAGAGUUGGAACGAUAAACGAAUAGCUUGUUGUAAGUGUACAUGUGAGGAGCUCUUUCAGAGCCAAACUUCAGAAGCCGCUGUGGCAUCUUCAAAGUUACGUUGUCCAGGCUGGAAAAGUGCACUCGACAGCUGGGAGGCCAAGGAGUGUUGGGCCGUUGACAUGGUGGAGUGCCGGCCAGGUGACAGUCGGGGUGAAGAGUCCCGGCACUGCCACAGGCCCUGGUGCAGCAGCUCUCUGGGCUAAAGAGGCGGCUGCGGACACCAGGAGUGAGUUGGCAUCCCUCUGGCCAAGUUAUAUUUUUCCUUACGAGUGGCUAAAUCUCCAGAUACUGCUCAUAUUGCAAGCAUUGAACCAAGUGUGGUCUUCAAGUCUCUGAGCCCAAAAUCACAUAUUUAGGAAGAGAAAAGCUAACUGCGGUCCAUGCACAUGGAUGAAAACUAGAGGAUCAUUCAUGGUUAAUCACACUGUGGUGUUGAAAGCUCUAGAAGCCGGAAGUCACAGGCCUUUAGGUCUUUGUGGAUGUCCCGCAAGGUAUCUACACUUUUCUUGAGCUGAGCAGCCUCAUCAUCCUUCAGCUUCUGGCUGAUCGCCCUGGUUAAUCCCUGAGCAUUCAGGAUACAUGGAAAGCUCAGGAAUACUUUGUUCUCAGUGCCAUGCAUUCCCUGCACCAUCGUCACCGGACGAAUCCUGGCUAGAUUUUCAAUGUGGAUUCAGUGAGUUCAGCCAUAUUUAAUCCACUAGUCCAGUUGGUAUGUCCUUUGAGUGUGAUGACUUCAUAGGCACUUUGAACCACCCUCGUAUGCACUCCCUUCCAGUUUCCACCGCCACCAUCUGUUCCCAUUUCUGGAUUCAGUUCCUGGGCACAAAUGCCUGCUGCAUUCACUCCACUCCACACAUCCACUUUUGAGUCGCCAUGUUCUCCCAAAGUCCAUCCAUGGCAGCUGCUGGGAUGAGUGCCAAGUGUUUCAGCCGUAAGAUAGCGAAAUCUAACAGAAUCCAGAUUAUACCCACUUACAAUCACACAGUGCUUGCGUAGUCCCCUUAGUUUCCAAAUCACAUAUGUGAGACCUCCCGCUGGGUUGAAAACCACAGUCACAGGACCACCAGGACCAUACUGGACUAUCCGAGGGACGGUGAAUUGGAAGACACUGACAUUCCUCUGCACCAGACUGAGCCGGCUCUCUCCCUCCUGCUGGGGGACCCCUGCAGUUACCACCCCAACGCUAGAGUCAGCGGUCCUAGAGUAGUCUUCACCUGCCGCAGUUUUAGCUGUCUGAAGACACAAGCUCCCAUGUUGCAGACCCAUCAUUUCUCCCUUGAGUUUAUCUUCCAAAACAUCCACGAGGGCAGGUUCAUCAGCCAGAGAGUUUCCCAGAAUGCUUACGGCACACACCAUACCAACUUGUCCGGCACCCACCGGAGUGAUCCUACCGUUUGGGAAGGUUGCCUCUUCUGCAGUUGCAGUCAGUUUCUCCGUCAGAGUCGCACAAAGAGCACAGUGUCAGCUGCGCGCGCCUCCUCAGGCGCAGGUCAGGGUCUGCCUCGAGUCCUGCUUUGGAAUCUCACUGCCUGUUCUGGAACAGAUGUGUUGUUGACCUGUGCACCAGUGCUGCGGAAGCAGUGGCUGGCACAGCCUCGGGGGCAGGUCAGGAGUCCAGGCUGUGGCACCAGGCGGUGCUCGAGCACCUGGGCUUUCCACGCACACACGGGAAGAAAAGAAACCAGGCUCACUUGGGAGUAGUCGUCAAAAAUUACUGGUUUUAUUAGUAGUCUGAAUGCAGUGGGAAGUCUGCAGGAAGCAUCUCUGCUGCCAAGCCAAAGGUGAGUUCUCUCAAGCAAAGCAGUGGUGUUGGGAGUGCGGUCAGCUGCUCUUUGCAUGCAAGACCGUUUUCACUACAGUGUUUUACCGGCAAACUGGGGUUAUUCAGACUUGCCCGUUGGGCCGUUUUUUCUGGAAAAGGAGUGGAAUGAGCCCAUCCUUUAAGACAAACAACUGCCAGUAUUUGUUACCAGUGAUAAAAUCAAAAUUAGGAUUUGGGGAACCUUUAUCCCUCACUUGAGUUUGACAUCUUCCCAGGACUUAAAGACUUGAGGAGAGAGGUCAUGACGGUAAUGAGUUGAUUGGCGGAUAUCGUGGGAGGUAAUUUGUCGAUGUUGGGGCGAUUUCCAUGACUCGGCAAACCACCGUUUUCCAGGUUGGGUGCUGGGGGCAGAGCUGUUCAAAGUGCCAGGUACACCGAUGAGUUCUAGUGUCUCAGAGUGUGAGAGAGCCGUCGUGGGACUCCAACUCCAGGUUGGCAGUGGACCUUGAAGGAACUCCGCUUGUUGAGUUUGGGUGCAUUAUCAAAGAAGAACGCCCAUCGUCAUCUGAAGAGGCUUUUAAAGGCACUCCUUCCUGUUCCAGCUACUUGACUCAGUGAGGCUGAGUCCUUCGUGUGCUCUAGCCUGCACAGCGGGGCACAGCCCAGUGAAGGCUGGGGCAGAUGGGGGUACCCAGCUGUCUUCUCUGAAGCCAGAUAUUAAGGAGAUUUGCAAAAUGUACAGUGGGGUCAUGCUUCCCAUGACUUAUCUUUGUUUUGGAAAAAAGUUACUCUUGAAUAAAAAUGUUAUUUAUAUUAGU
Messenger RNA from Leptonychotes weddellii (Weddell seal), 3593 nucleotides. NCBI's taxonomy places the organism in Eukaryota, Metazoa, Chordata, Mammalia, Carnivora, Phocidae. The record is from RefSeq and is a predicted model, not a curated record.